CCAUUUUUGGGGGGUUUUGUUUAACUUUUGACUGUCACAUUUCCCUGUUUAAGUUCCCUAAUAGGAUCUUCCAAAACUACUUGUUUUCAUUGCAUGGAAAUGCUUCACCACUUCCCUCAGAUGGUGUUAAUAUGUGCAUUUCAUGGUAUUUUCCUGACUGUUACGUGAACAGUUUCCUUGGGGUAGGUUGCCUCUCCUUCAUGGGCUUUACCUUCUUUAUAUAUUUGGUAAUUCUUGAUUGUCAUCUCAUGUCUGAGAGGGUUGUGUACAAGCUCUGGGCUGUGAUGGCUCCUGGUCAGGUCACUGGCCGUGCAAUGGCACGGUGACCUUCAGGUGGCAGUGUGGGACUUGGGGAGGAGGCCGAAGGGAUGCAGUUCUAGAGAACUUCAGAGCCUUGAAGUGACGUUAUGAAAUUAUUAAUCUGUAUUUAUAUCUGAUGGGUUUGGUGCUGCGGGGGGUAAGUAAAAUAUUACAAAGGAGAAUUCCAGUUUCAAGAUGAAAGACAGAGGACAGGCUGAAAUCACUUCCCAGCGUUUUAAAAAAAUUAACAAUUUUCAGUUACACAGUACAUUUUCUGAAUUUGUCUUUUUAAAAAAUAACUUAGGUUAAAUCAGCAACUGCAUAUCCUAAAUAAUAGAAAAAGUUAGGAAUCAUUGUUCCAUAACAUUCUAUUAAGAAUAUCUGAGUUUUUUGAUCACCAAUAUAUUUUUUAGUCCCCAAAUGCACCAUCAAUCAGAACUGAGGUCCACUCUUCCACGGGACAAGUUGACUCUGACACUUGCAAGGGUAAGGAGUCUCUUGGUUUGAGGGCUGCUGGCCUCACUAUGGCUCUCAGAGGCCACUUACAGGGAGCCAUGAGGGUGAAAUGAGACAAGGUGUGUGACACGCUGAGCACAGUGGCUGGCGUGCUGCGUGCUCUCAGUACUUGCUGGUUGCUCUUUUCUAAGGGGUGUUGAUGGCUCUGAGCUGCAGAGAAGUGACUUCUUGCCUGAUCCUAAAUGAUUUGGUCCUCAUCGCUCCCCGCCUCCUGCCAGGUACAUUCAGAGCAACCUGGCUCAGACCUGGGCUUGUUGCUGCCACCUUGCUGGGGGUAGGGCUGGCUGGUAAUGCUGGCCAGAGUGACCUGUCCCUAGGCCCCCACCCUCCCCUAGGCCAGGGGAAGGACCUGGCCUUCUGGGGACAUUUGACAGGACUCACUCCUUGUCUUUGCUCCAUGAAUCUUCCCCUUCUCCCUCCUUCCUCCUGGCAUGGGAGGAGGUGGUCCAUCUUCGUGUGUCCCUGUGUGCACGUGUGUGUGCUCUUUUUUUUAUUAGCUGUACCAGAGGUUUCUGGUGGUGCUGGCUGACAUCCAAGAGGUGAGGAAAAAGCCCUCAGUGUGGGAGCCACCCAGAGGGUGGAGCCCUGAUCUCCUAACAGAUCCUUGCCUUGCUAAGCUGGGCAGAUUUAAGGCCCCGUCCCUGUGGGAUUGUUACUGCCACCAUCCAGGGAGCGAGGGCGGGAGGGGAGGGGCAGAGUGAACCAGUAGCCGAGGGCAGGUCUUCCCAGCCAGUGGCUGCUGUUCUCUGAUAUUCCUGAAUGAGACAUUGAGUUCCCCAGCCCUCAAGGUGCCUGGAAGGGCCUGGGGCGUUUGGAGCCCUCUUGGCCAUCCUCCUCCAGUUCCCUGCAGACUUGUCCAUUUACCCUAGUGAUCCAGGUCAGUGAUGUGGCAGCAUAGGAGUACUGUGACACGAGGGGGUGGGAAGUACAAGCUUAAGAGACCACCUGGCCUUCCUCAGACAUGACAUUCUUGCAUUACCUGCUGGGAUCAACAGCUGAGGCCACAGCCUUCACACAAGCCCCUUUCCCUGCCCUCACCAGGCUGGCAAGUGGCUCCCAGGGGUACCUGCAAAGUUUCAGGCUCAGUGGAAGCCCCUGAUGACCUUAGCCUAGAUGCCUCCUUUGCACCCCCCUUUCCUGAUCUGUGCCUUCCUCUGAGCAAGAACUGCUGCGGGCAGGCUGCCUUCUCAAGCCCCCCCUGAUGCCCCAUAUGCUGGCUACGGAGGGGCCUGCAUGUGACAGUGCCACUGUCUGGAGGCUCCUUCUCUCACUCCCAGACUAUGCCCGGUUUUGGGAAUCUAGUCCUGAGCUGUGUCUGGACAAGCAGCUUCCCAUCAGACAAGCAGCUGUCCCUCAGUGAAUUCAGGGGUGAGAGGCAGCGUGGGGCCCCAGGACCCAAGAUCCCCUUUCACUGAGGGACGGCAUGGCCAGGGACUUGCUGCCAUGGCCUGCGCCAGCCUGAGGUCCUGAUGUUUCCAGCUGCCCCAGAGGACAUCACCCCCGUGCAGGUACCCUUCUAUGGGCUGGGAGGAGCCCAAGGCUGCAGGAAUAGGGUGGGUGGGAAAAACAGCAGCUGGAGAGUAGGCUGGGCAUCCAGACUCUUCUGGAACCUGUUUGCUGUGUGGACUGAUGUAGGUCUGGAGAGGUCAGGAAGGUGGGAAGAAGCAGCAAAGGUGACUGAGAAGGAGUGGGUGGCGUAGGAGGAGAAAUACCAGGUUAGUGUGCUGUCCAGGAAGCCAGGGGAAGAAAACAUUUCAAGGAAAACACCAUCACCUGUGUCACAUGCUGCUGAGACGUCAAGUAAGGUGAGGACUGAGAACUCAUCACUGGACUAGCCACGGGCUUUGACUGGAGGUCUUGACAAGAGCAGUUUGGUGGAGCAGUGGGAGAGAAACCUGACUGGGUCAAGAAAACGAGAGGAGAAAAAUUGGAGACAGUAUAGGUCACAGAAGCAAUUAGCAACAGGAAUCAAGGUCAUCAGCUGAGAGUUUGGAGGAGGUUUUAGAGGUUUAUGGAUGGUGGAGAAAGUGUGACCAAGUUAUUGGAGUGGCAGAGGGGAAUGGACUAAGGACAGGGGCUAGGCCUGCUGGGCAACACAGGGACCCACUUGAGGCUCCUGGUCAUGGGGUUAAAGUGAGUGCAGGUGCCAAGAGGUCCAAGAGUUGGAUUCCACCAGGAUUGACUGUUCCCCAGUGAGUGUAAUGAAGCAGGAGAUGGGUUAAGAGUGGGUGUCAGUGAAUAGUUAUAAUGAUGGAGCAUAGAACCAAUGAUGUUCUCCUUACUCCUGGGAAAGGACGAUAAACAGCAAUGGACCCCUUGGAUUCUCAGGUGGGGACCAGCCCCCAGGUAUUUCCAGUUCCAAACAUGAAGGCCAGCCUGUGCCCGACCUGGAGGCCUCGUGGGGGGCUUCUGUGACUUGCUCCUAACCUCCUCCUCUUCUCCCCGAGGCAGGUGUCCAGGGCAGUAAACUCUUUUGACUUCUCCUCACGUUGUUCUUUUUCCCACAUGGUGUCCCAGGGGAAAGACUUUGACAGCUUGUGGUACCCAUGGGACCACAGUACCAUUGCUGCGGACCUCAAGGCUCCCUGACACAGCGGGGGUUGGGGGUGAAGGAGGCUGCCAGAGACUUUGGGGGCCACACUCUGUCCCUCUAAGGGCUGGAGAUUUAACCCAAUCUGUGCUGGGUACAGCCACACCCCUCCCUGGGCUGCUCUUCCCAGCUCUCCCAGGCCAGGGAGCUUCUAUAUGGGGACACAAUGGGUCACACUAAACUUAAAACUAUGGCUGCUGCCUUGUCACUUUGGGCUCCUCAUGCUGAUAGACCAGCAGGCAAAGAAAGGAAUGACUUACCAUACUGGGAGGGGUAAUUGGUUCUGAUCGUCAGGAGCUAGGGCUGCUGCUCUAGAACGAGAGCAGGGAGGGAUAUGCUCGGCACCAGAUGAUCCCUGAUUUUUCUCACACACAGUUUUAACUGUAAAAUGGGCAACUGUGGCAACCAUGGUCUGAUAAGAGCGUGGUAACCCGCUCAGGGAUGAGGGUCUAGGACACCCCACCAUGAGAGCUGCUUGGACCAGCAAAAGUGCUGGCUCGGGGGGAGGAGGACCUAGAAUGGGGGGUAGAGGAGGAAGAUGACAGUAUCAGCUACAGAUGUGGGACCAAUGGUAGCAGCACAAGCUGUAUUCCACUAACUCUUCUCUUGUAUGUGUCCCCAGAAAUUGUGACCAACAAGAAUCAUGGAAAAAGCUGUUCCUGGAUUGAAUGAAUUUAAUGUGGGAAGCAAGUGGAUCCGAGUGGUGCAGGAGAUGGACUGUAGUGGAUGCUAUUGGUGCCCUACCCAGAUUCUCUUUAUCAGACCAGUGCACCCAUCCUCCAGCUGCUGGAAUGGUUAGUUGCUAACGGUUCACAGGUAACUCCUCCAGAGAUUUACCUUUGGCUGAAUAAAAGCCCCCUUACCUGCUGUGUCAGUGAGGCUUCUCCAGAGAAACAAAACCGGUUGGAGAGGGCGGCAGGAGGAGGGGAUCUGGGAAUUGGCGCAUGUGAUUGUGGGGUCUGACAAGUCUGAAAUUUGUAGAGGGGCCAUUAGGCUGGAAACUCAGGCAAGAGUUGAUAUUCCAGUCUCUGGCAGAAUUCCUGCUUCUUUGGGAAAAUUCAGUUUUUGCUCUUCAACUGAUUGAAUGAGGCCCACUCACAAUACUCCUUUAUUCAAAGUCAACUGCUUAUAAAUUAGUUACAUCUACAAAAUAUCUUCAUAUCAACAUCUAAACUAGCGUUUGACCAAACAAGUGGGCACCAUAGCCCGGCCAAAUUAACACAUAAAAUUAACCACCCACCCAAGGAAGUGAUGUUCUCACUCAUACCCCCAACUCUGGGGUAGCCCACAGUCAACAUCCAACAGACACAGACGUUCAGAGAACCAGGCCCCUUGCUUCAAAAUGGAAAGAAUCUGGUGUCAUUUGUGCUGCAGAAGUCUCCAAAGGAUCGUCCUGAAGCUAGACUGCAGCUUAGAGCUGUUUAGCUACUUUUCCUGCCCUGAUUCCCCUCACUGCUAGUCUCCUGAGAGGAUUUCCUCUAUAAAACAAGUGCAUCCAAAUCCCUGCCUCAGGCUCUGCUUCUAAGGAACCAAACCCAGGACACUGUGAUGGUUAAUUUUAUGUGUCAACUUGGAGAGUGUUUUUGGAUGAGAUUAGCAUUUAAAUUUGAGUAAAGCAGAUUGUCCUUCAUAAUGUGGGUGGGCCUCAUCCAAUCAGUUGAAGGCCUGGCUACAACAAAGAGACUGCCUUCCACAAGUGAGAGGGAAUUCUUCAGCCAGCUGCCUCAGACUUCAUGAGCAUCAUUGGCUCUCUUGGGUCUCCACUCUGCAGUUUGUGGACUUGUCAGCCUCCAUAAUUGCAUAAGCCAAUUCCUUAUAAUAACUCACUUUAUAUAUAUAUAUAUAUAUAUAUAUAUAUAUAUAUAUAUAUAUAUACAUACACACAACCUAUCAGUUCUGUUUCUCUGGGGAACCCUAAUAACAGAUACAAACUAUUUACAGAAAGUUAAUCUCAAGGCUCAAAGAGAGGCCUGAGCAACUAGUGCCUCAACAGGAACCAUCUUUAUGUCUUAGGGUAGUGAGCAUGAUGGGUUCCUUUACUUCACCAUUAUGCAGCCAAAGGAGAUAGGCAGCUGUGGGUCUGCUCAGGUGUUGGAAUACUCAGCUUCGUGUUCAAGGGACUUGUCUCUGGAAUUUAUCAGCCCUACCUCCUAUAUUUCUCAUAACUAAACCCAUCCCAGGGAAGUUCCUGCCACAAGCCCAUGCACCCCAUUCCUUAUUUUGGCUCUGCAAUUCAGGGUGUGUUCUGCACCUUGGUAUGUACACUCUGAACUGUCUCUGAGCUCAGGCAUCGCCUGCAUCCUUGCUUCUCUACCUGCCCCUACUGCUUGAUCUUCAUUACUUUUGGCAGUCCUUCCAGAUAUUUUGUGGGUUGGGAUUCAAAUGUCUUUUAGUUUUAUCAGAGGUGGAGUUUGUGUUUCUGUUAUUAUUUUCUCAUGUUGCUUUUGGAAGACUUCCAAGGGGAGAAGGAAAAAUGCUUAAUUUACUUCAUCAUUUAAAAAUCUUGUAGGAUUUUUGAAUGUUUGCAAAUCUGAUGUUAUGAAGUAGUAUCUUACUGUGAAUUUAAUUUGCAUUUCCCUGAAUACUAGUGAAGUUGCACGUAUUUUUUGUGUGUUUCUUGGCUAUUCCCAUUUGCUCUUCUGUGAUGUGCCUGUUUAUAUACUCUGCCCAUUUUCUCUAUUCAUUUCUUUUUUUGUUUCUGACUGAUGUGUUAAUGUAUAAAGAUAUUUUUUGAUUCCAAUACUUUUUUGACUAAAUGUAUUGCAAAUAUCUUCCCUCAGUCUGUAGCUUAUUUUUUCAACUUUGGAAGGUGUCGUUCAUUAAAAAGAAGUUUUGUAUUUUAAUUACAUUUUAAUGUAAUUGAGUAUAUGAUUGUUUUCCUUUAUGGUCUGUGGUUUUUGUUUCUUGCUUAAGAAAUCCCUUUUUAUUCUGAUGUUGUAAAUAGCAAACCCUUUACUUUUAAAUAUAAGACCUAAAUUAUGCUUUUGCCAGCACCAUUUAAUGAAUAGUUCUGUCCCCUCUGAUCUACACUGCCAAUUUUCUCAUCUAACGAUUUUCCAAAUAUGUGUGGAUCUGUUUCUUGGCUCCAUAAUCUGUUGUAUUUGUCCAGUUGUCUACUCCUGCACCAAGACUCAGCUAUAAUUAAUUUAUAGUAAAGCAAAUCCCCUUCCUGUUCUUUAGAAUUGUCUUGGCUAUUAUUGAUUUUUGACCUUCUCUCUAUAUAUUUUAGAUUCAGCUUGUCAAAUUUCAGUGAAAACACUUCUGGGAUUUCAUCUGGAAUGUCAUUAAAUGUGUAGGUUAUUUUUGGAAAGAAUUGACAUCUUUAGAUAUGGAGUCUUUCUAUCUAGGAACGUCUUUCCUGUUUUGGGGUUUUUUUUUGUUUUUCUUGGUGCCUUUCAAAUGCACUUUUAAAAUUGUGUCUAUUCCUUGAAUUCUUGGUAAAACUUGUCAUCAAACAAUCUGGGUCUUGAGUUUUAUGUUUGUUGUUGUUAGAUUUUUAAUUAUUAAUUCAUUUUUUGAAAAAUCCCAGAUGACAAGAAUGAAGCACAAGGUACUGGGUUAGAGCUAGAGACUCUAUGAGUAUGAACUUAUGUUUAACUUAAUAUAGAUACUGAUAGAUACAUGUAGAAAUAAUUAUGGAUAUGUGUACAUACAUGGAUUAAUAUAUAUUAAUAUAUAAUAUAUAUUAUACACACACAGGUUUAUAUAUACACAUGUAAUUUUUUUUUUUUUUUUUUGGUACGCGGACCUCUCACCGUUGUGGCCUCUCCCGUUGCGGAGCACAGGCUCCGGGCGCACAGGCUCAGUGCCCAUGGCUCACGGGUCCAGCCGCUCCGCAACAUGUGGGAUCCUCCCGGACCAGGGCACGAACCCGUGUCCCCUGCAUCAGCAGGCGGACUCUCAACCACUGUGCCAUCAGGGAAGCCUCUGUAAUAUUUUUAAUAUAUAUUACAUAUACAUAUAAAUUUGAGCAACAAAAUAACUAACAUAGUAUUUAUAACCCAAAGCAUAAAUAAAUAUCCAUAGGUUCACACAGGUGUAAAUAAAUGAUUGAAUUAAAUAAGUCAGGGAGGGAGAGAGGCAAAUCAAUCUUCAAUGCAGAAGAAUUCCAAAUGAUUUAUAUAGAUGCUCCCCUCUAAAGGAGAUGGAAUAUAACUCCCACUUCUUAAGUGUGGGCUAGGCUUAGUGACUUAGUUCCAAAAAGGACAGUAUGAAAAGUGGGAAUAAAGUAAAUUACAAUAGAGAAGAUAGACAAACAUUAUCUCAGCAAGAUGAUCAAGGUCAACAGCAACAAUGAUGAGGCACCUUGAUAGUAUUAACCCUUCAUGUGAUGGGAGGAAAAUUUUGUAAAAUCAUCUUCUUCAGAUCAAAUAGAAAGAAAUCUUCCCCCAGCCUGGAUGAACGAAAUUCGGUUUUUAAAAUUAUUGAUAGUUAGUAAUAGUUAAUUAUUUGUAGUCUCCUUCUGCUUCACAGCUCUUCAUUGACGAUGCCAUGUAAAACUUUAGGAUUGUUAGCAAAUUUGAGAAAAGCUCUGAUUUAGUUACUAUGGCUAUGUAACAGACCACCCCAAACUCAAUGACAUAACACAGUAACCCCUUUAUUAGGCUCCUAGUUUCCGUGGGUCAAAAAUUCAGAAAGGGCACAGGCUGGGGGUGACUCAGUAGCUGGGCUGGAAUCACCUGAAGGCUUAUGCAUCCCCAUGCCCUGGACUGGGAGGACUUGGGGAUGAGGACUCUUGACCUCUCCACAUGUCCUGGCUUCCUCACAGCACGGAGCCUCAGGGACUGGGACAUCUGUCAUGGUGGCUCUCAGUGGGAGUUUUCCAGCCGUCAAGGAGAAGCUACAUCGCCUUUUGUUACCUAACCUCAGAGUCAAGCAGCGUCAAGUUCCUCACAUCCUAUUAGUUAGCAGCUCCAGCCCAAAAGGUCCAAGAGAAAGGGAAUCUGUGUCCACCUCUUGAUGAGGGAGGGGUAAGAGCAUGAGGACAGGAGACAUUGUUGCAAUCAUCUUUAGAAAAAUAAAAUCUGUUACAACCUCUAACCAGUUUCUCUCCUCUCUGAGCUAUCUAGAUGUGCUAGCUGCUUGUAGUACAGGAAUAUGAUAACUUCUAUUUCUUGAAAUUCCCAUCAAAUAAAGGAAAAAAAGCAUUUAAGCCAUGAUUGAAAACAUCUCUUUCAGGAGACUUAUGUUUUGAUCAUAUUUCAACAAGAUUGUAUUUUCCACUUAGGAUUUCAUGUGUCUGUUUGGACGAAUUUUCCACAGGCUAGUUUUGGUCUGUAUGUUUCAGACCUUGUUUAUCUUCCUCUACCUUAUUCUUCUUGUAUUGCAGCACAGCCUCUGCCUACACCUCUGUGUCACAAUGUCAGAUGAGUUGGCACAGUGCAUGGUAGGAGUAUUUUGGAAACUAUUUCUAAACCAGAAUGGCUGGCAGUAACUUCACUAUACAUGAAACCAACUGAAAACCACAUAACUAUGUCCCACUGAGCCGAAAUUAAUGUACGUGUCUCUAACCCAACUUCUCCUUGGAUCCUAAAAGUACCACAGUUGCAUCAACGCUAACAGAUGAGGUAAAAGAAUGGGAAGACAGCGGUCUUCACCAUUUGUAGUUAAAGUAGCUUACUUUUGCAGAUUUUACUAACACAUACGAAUGGUCGUUAGCUUUACUAACACAUAUGAAUUAAGAAUCUCUGACUCAGGGUUUCAUGGGCUUCUUCAGGUGCAGCGUUUACCACACCAUCACUGCACAGAUGGGGAAACUGAGCCAGCUGAGCCCAGGGACCACAGGCACAGGCUGGGAUCUAGACACCUUCCUCCCAGCUGGGAGCCAGAACUAGGGUCUUCUUCCCAGAGUCAGGAUGGGUGAGGCUUUGUCACAUAAGUUCCCUGAUUAGAAGAGGAAUUGUGACUUUAGCCCUGGAUAGCAUGCAUGUGUGUGUGUGUUUGUGUGUGUGUGUGUGUGUGAGAGAGAGAGAGAGAGAGAGAGAGAGAGAGAGAUUGAGGGAGGAGGCCACCAAUGACCAGGGCGUUCCUGCUGGAUGGGCUCCAGGCUGGGCUGAGCCCACUCUGGGAUGGAGGUAGAGUUUUCAGUCUAGAGAGCGUAAUCCUGGGCUCUGCUACUCACCAGCCAGUGACUUUGUGCAUUGCUUCAUCUGUGACCCACUUUGGAAUAAGUUGUUCUUUGCAGUGUUCUACAUUUUUUAAAGUAUUGAUAUUUCUCAUUCAAAUGAUUUUUCAUAGACCAUUACUAAUGUUCUUUUCUGGCUGUAAUAAUACAUUUUAGAUCCAUUUGUAAUAGGUUAACAUUAAUUCAGUUUCACUUGCCUCAAAAAACAAAUCAUUAUUGUUCAAUUAUAUAACGAAUUGACAGUAAAAGGACUGAGUUCGUGGCAUUUCAGGAGAACAUUUCAUGUUGUGCAUACUGAAUAGUUUAAACAGGUGACUUCACAGAGCUUUUUUCUGUAAUAUUCAUAUUCUAAGAGUUUCCUGAUUGGUCUCUUACCUUUACUACAAAGUUUUUCACUCUAUUUUAACAGAAAUCCUCUAAAUGCCUAGGACCAGCCACACGGAAGGAGUGAGAGGCCUAGAGCCAGAGUCCAGAGCCCCCUGCAGCUAGGUCUCCAGAGUCUGCUCAGAGCCCGCCCCGGGGGCCGCCCUAUUAUUACUCCCAGGCUCCUGGCUGCUCAUCUGCUCUCAGGUGCUCAGCCCUCCUCCCCCAGAGGCUGGCCUGGCUCAGGCUGGGGCUGGGCUGCAGGGGUUUCCUAGCUCUGACCCCACCCUGCCCUCUGCCCUCAGCCUCAGGGAAACCAGCUUCCUGCCGCUGCUCCCGGGACUUGACUUCCCCCUCUCUUGUAUCCUGACAUCCCAGGUCUGGAAGUGAUGCUCCACCUGCAGGUCCUGGAGCCUUGCCAGAAGUUUCUGGAAAAGCUAGUUGAUUCAGCCUCCAGGGGAUAGAGGAGAAGGUACUGGGCUGAGGGAGUGACCUGGAGGUGGGGCUCCGGCUGUUUAUAGGAUCGUGGCUCCUCAGAGGCUGGCAGGUCCCCCGUCAGUCCCAUUCCAUCGGAGUAGUCGCUGCCAGCCAGCCAGGGAGCUGUCAUCUUGGAGGGAGCUGGGCCUGGAGUGGAGCCAAAGGUUUGGCAUGGAGAGAAUGACACCUAGGGGACCACCUGGCCAUCCUCACCAGGGGGAGACCUCUGCCUGCUGGCAGCUCACCGUGAGGGUCCUGGAGGCACGGGGCCUGGGCUGGGCUGACCUCUUGAGCGAAGCAGACCCCUAUGUGAUCCUACAGCUGCCAACCUCACCUGGAACAAAGUUUAAGACCAAAACGGUCACCAACUCCAGUCAUCCUGUGUGGAACGAGACCUUCACUUUCCUGAUCCAAAGUCAGGUCAAGAAUGUUCUGGAGCUGAGCAUCUAUGACAAGGAUGACUUCAAGACGGAUGACGCCUGCUUCAAGGUUCUCUGUGAUGUCUCUGAAGUCCUCCCUGGCAGGUUGCUCCGGAAGACCUUCUCCCUGCAUCCCCAGGGACCGGAGGAGCUGGACGUGGAGUUCCUGAUGGAGAAAACGUCAGGCUGCCCAGAAAACCUCAUCACCAACAACGUGCUUGUGGCCCGAGAACUGUCUUGCCUGGAUGUUCACCUGGACAGCACGGGGAGCACAGCCGAGGCUGCAGAUCAGGAUGAGCUGGAGCUGGAGCUGGUGCUGAAGGGCUCAUAUGAGGACACACAGACAUCUGCCCUGGGAACAGCCUCUGCCUUCCGCUUCCACUACAUGGCAGCCCAAGAGGCAGAGUUGAGUGGGUGCCUGAGGACCUCUAAAAGCAACGGCUGGAACUCAGGCAACUCAGCUGCGUACCUCACUGUACCCCUAAGGUCCUUGGCCAUGGGGGAGGAGGUGACAGUUGACGUUCCUGCUACAAAUGCCCCAGGAGUGAAGCUGCAGCUCAAGGCUGAGAGCUGCCCGAAGGAGCUGGCUGUGCAUCUGGGCUUCGAUUUGUGUGCGGAGGAGAAAGCCUUCCUGAGCAGGAGGAAGCAGGUGGUGGCCAAGGCCCUGAAGCAGGCCCUGCAGCUGGACAGAGACCUACAGGAAGAUGAGGUCCCCGUCGUGGGCAUCAUGGCCACAGGAGGAGGUGCCCGGGCCAUGACCUCUCUCUAUGGCCACCUGUUGGCCCUGCAGAAGCUGGACCUUCUGGACUGUGUGACCUACUUCGGUGGCAUCUCGGGCUCUACAUGGACAAUGGCCCAUCUGUAUGGGGACCCUGAGUGGUCGCAGAGGGACCUGAAGGGACCCAUCGGACACGCCCGGGAGCACCUGGCCAAGAGCAAGCUGGAGGCCUUCUCUCCUGAGCGCCUGGCGAGCUACUAUCGGGAGCUGGAACAACGGGCUGAGCAGGGCCACCCCACGACCUUUGUGGACCUGUGGGGUCUGGUGCUGGAGUUUGCGCUGCACGGACAGGUGAUGGAUCAGAAGCUGUCAGGACAGAGAGCUGCGCUGGAGCGGGGCCAGAACCCUCUGCCCCUCUACCUGAGCCUCAAUGUCAAAGAGAACAACCUGCAGACCCCGGACUUCAAGGAGUGGGUCGAGUUCUCCCCCUAUGAGGUUGGGUUCCUGAAGUACGGCGCCUUCAUCCCCUCUGAGCUCUUCGGCUCGGACUUCUUCAUGGGGCGGCUGAUGAGGAGGAUCCCUGAGUCCCGCAUCUGCUUCCUGGAAGGUAUCUGGAGCAACAUUUUCUCCCUGAACUUGCUGGAUGCCUGGUAUAACCUCACCAGCUCCAGUGAUGCCUGGAAGCAGCACAUCAAGGACAAGAUCAGGAGCCUGGAGGAAUCUCCUCCCUCCUCGGGGACCUCCUCAGGGCCGGAGGCCUUGUGGCUCCAGCCUGGAACAGCGCUAGCCCAAAUGUUGAAGGGCUUCCUGACGAGCAGACCACUCUACCAGCACAGCUCCAACUUCCUCCAGGGCCUCCAGCUGCACCAGGACUACUGUGCCCAGAAGGACUUCUCCACCUGGGCAGACAGCCAGGUAGACUCCUCCACCAGCCAGCUGACCCCGCAGGAUCCCCAGCUCUGCUUGGUGGAUGCCGGCUACUUCCUCAACACCAGCUGUCCCUCCAUGUUCCGGCCAGGCCGCAGGCUGGACCUCAUACUAUCCUUCGACUACUCUCUAUCCUCGCCCUUUGAGGUGCUGCAGCAGACGGAGCUAGACUGCCGGGCCCGGGGGCUGCCGUUCCCCCGUGUGGAGCCCAGCCCUCAGGACCGACGCCAGCCCUGGGAGUGCCACCUCUUCUCAGACCCCACCUGCCCUGAUGCCCCUGUCGUGCUUCACUUCCCGCUGGUAAACGCCUCCUUCAGGGACCACUCAGCCCCAGGUGUCCAGCGCAGCCCUGCAGAGCUCCCGGCCGGCCAGGUGGAUCUCACGGGGGACAACUCCCCCUAUUCCAUGUUCAACAUGACCUACAAGGAGGAAGACUUUGACUGCCUGCUGCAGCUCAGUGACUACAACGUACGGAACAGCCGGGGCACCAUCCUGCAGGCUUUGAGGACCUCUCUGAGGCACCGGGCCCCGGGGGCCAGGCCUCCAGGGCCGCAGACUUGAGACUUCUCGGGGUCCCCAAGAUUUGAGGGCCACACUCUGAUCCUGGGGGCUGGGGGCUUAACCCACCUGCAGUGGGUACAGCCACGGCCCUCACGGGGCUGGAGUUCCCGGGCUCUCCCAGGCCUGGGCCGCCUCUGCGGCUGGUCUCAUCGCCCAGAGGGGCUGUGUCCCACCCAGAGUUCUCCCUCACCUUCAUAGCUGGUUUGGGAGGAGCUGACAACAAACUCCUUAUCAGGCCAGCAUAUAGAAUAGCUGGUUCGACCAAACAUUUACACGUAGUUCUUUUCACGCCUGAACAGAAUGGAGUUGAGGUGCAAGCUGGAGGUGCCAGGCCAGGAGUGGAGACAGGCAGGGCAGGGGAGGGCCUGGAAGGUGGCUCCAGGUAUCAGGAAUCACAGUACAUCCUGACAGGCUCCCCUUACUGCCUCUGCUCCUCUCCUCUUAUACUAUUUUUAGGCAACUUUAGUGAGAUAUAAUCCACAUGCCAUAUAAUUCAUCCAUCUAAAGUAUGCAAUUCAAUGGCUUUUACUAUAUAUUCAGAGUUGUGAAAGCAUCGCCACAAUCAAUUUGAGAACAUUUUCAUUAACCCAAAAAGGAACCCCUCAUCCCUACACUGUCAACCUCAAACCACACCCACCCCAGCCCUAGGCAACCACUAAUCUACUUUCUGUUUCUUUAGAUUUGCUUAUUUUGGACAUUCCAUAUAGAUGGAAUCAUAGAAUAUGUAGCCUUUUGUGUCUGGUUUCUUUCACUUAGCGUAAUAUUUUCAGGAUUCAUCCAUGACGUAGCAGGUAUCAGUACUUCAUCCCUUUUAUGGCUGUGUAAUACUCCACUGUAGAGAUAUACCACACUUUAUUCAUGGGCUGAUGGACAUUUGGAUUGUUUCUGCUAUUUUGGGUUAUUAUGAAUAAUGCUGCUAUGAACAUUCAUAUACAA
Messenger RNA from Orcinus orca (killer whale), 13931 nucleotides. It is a transcript of the gene PLA2G4D, whose product is annotated as phospholipase A2 group IVD. Gene Ontology annotation, biological process: glycerophospholipid catabolic process. NCBI's taxonomy places the organism in Eukaryota, Metazoa, Chordata, Mammalia, Artiodactyla, Delphinidae. Bases 10542 to 12995 code for a protein of 817 amino acids. Gene Ontology annotation, cellular component: cytosol. The record is from RefSeq and is a predicted model, not a curated record. Gene Ontology annotation, molecular function: calcium-dependent phospholipid binding; calcium ion binding. The transcript is spliced from 20 exons.